Molecule: messenger RNA, 1706 nt
Organism: Aplysia californica (California sea hare)
Lineage: Eukaryota; Metazoa; Mollusca; Gastropoda; Aplysiida; Aplysiidae
Exons: 3
Coding region: 1074-1610 (178 amino acids)
Source: RefSeq, a predicted model, not a curated record
CACCCUCCCCUUACGCCUCAUGCAGCAGGGUGCACCCAUCAAUGGCGGGUUAAAGACAGAGGGAACGGGAACUAGAGAGGACACCUGCACUAACAUCUGUUCUCAGGAUACACUGCCCUCCACCCCAACAUCCAACGGCCAACAGUCAACAGUCAACUGCCAACAGCCAACAGCUGACCUGCAGCAUGUUGAUCACAUUCACAUUGCUGGUAAAUGCAUUUUUCCAGACUGUCUAUGGCGUCAUCUUCGGCUUCCCCGACUCGGAAGAAUGCAAUCAGCCUGCCCAAUCCUAGGCACAUGACCUAGCUGCUCCAAACUGGUAAACAUUGACUCCUAACGCCCUUCGUGUACAACAACACGUCUGACGUACGCAACUACCUCUACUCAUGAGUGAAGCAACUCCCACGUGUCCCACUGGACUGCUCAUCCGUACUUUUCCUUCACACCAUCCUCUGGACCUGCCACAGUUGACCCCUUGACCAGCCAGGCACCACCCCCAUCCCUCCAACUGUUUUCUCACAAUCAACUCCGCCCAUCGCAAUGCUCAUCACAGCCACCAUCGCGGUGGUCCUUCUGAUGAGUGGAGCGAAGUACCUGCUCUUCGGCCCUGACGAGUUCCUGGAGGAGCCACCACAGCCCACCCAACAGCCCACCCAACAGCCACCGGUUGUUCAGCCAAAGGAGCCGGCUGCACUAAAAGACCCCUGCUUCGAGAUUGAAUUGGACGAUGACUAGUGCUUGUCAGUUCAAAGUCGUUGCCCGCUGAAGACUCUUCGCCCAAGUUGUACUCACAACAUGCUAACCAUCUCCAUCAUACUCAACGACAGCCAGCUGUACGAUGCUGCCCCCCACCCCCACCCCAACCUCCCGGCUUGGAUGAUCUAGGGAUACGGCACUCUUUCAGGUGAACAUUACUAAGGUGAACGUUCUAAGGGGUGAACUUUCCUAGAGUGAAUAUUCCCUGAUGUGACCAUUCCUGGGGUGAACUUUUCCGAGGCGAAUUCCUGAAAGCAAAAAUAUUCCUGGGGGCUGAAGAUUUCCGUCAGUGAACCUAACCAUUCUUCUUCUGCGCCAUGUCCCAGAGCACGUGCCCAGACAGGUCACCGGAUCUGGCCGCCGAGUCACGUGACUGGCAGGCCUGGCAGGCGGGUCAUGUGGCGCAGGAGCAGCAGUGUUGUCGUCAGAUACUCAACCAGCACUACAACACCGAUUACUUUACCCACGUUAAAGUUGAGGGUUCGAACUAUGGUGCAUCACAAGAAGAACAAAGCAGCCACCAGCCGCCACCCUUCCUUGCCCCGCAGUGUGUCACGCACGUACAACAUCAGCGGCCCUUAUCGAACAGCCCUAUGGCCUCGACCCCAGCAGACCCCGCCCACCCCUGUCCGUCACAGAGAUACGGUGAGGUUCCGAAUCCCCGCCCCUGGGAGGCUCCACCUCCGCGACGCCGGAAAGGCGUGUAUGUAGGUCGCCAGCCAGACCUGUGUCCACUCAAGCUGGUCCAUCACCCAGUACCCUGGAACCGGGAGACACGGAACAUACAGCGGCUCUGUCCGUUGUGGCAUUGUCGUCUGCCACACAUGAGAAGUAACCUGGACCGCCCAUGGUGACGGGUGUCACGAUAUGAACGUAUAAUUUCGGGCCACCUAUAUUAGGUGUGUGUGAAGGAAUAAAACAGCAGGGAUACCCCCUCGCCGCUCCAGUCA